UCGUCACUUCGUCUGCAACGAUAUUAUUGAGUAGUUGAGUACUGCUGUGAACUUUGAGAAAGUCGUUUGUCUCGAUCGUUUAUUUGCGCUUCUUUUAUCAAGGGGAGUGAUCUCGAUUGCGAAUCGGUAGCUGCUAAUCAUCUCGAUAUCAGAUUCAUCAUGCAAAUCUUUGUGAAAACUCUCACUGGGAAAACCAUCACCCUUGAGGUAGAAGCUUCUGACACUAUAGAAAAUGUCAAAGCCAAGAUUCAAGAUAAAGAAGGCAUUCCUCCUGAUCAGCAGCGCUUGAUCUUUGCCGGAAAACAAUUAGAAGAUGGCAGAACUCUUUCUGAUUACAAUAUUCAGAAAGAAUCCACACUUCAUCUGGUUCUACGUCUUCGUGGAGGAAUGCAGAUAUUUGUGAAGACUCUUACAGGCAAAACCAUCACCCUUGAAGUUGAAGCUUCAGAUACCAUAGAAAAUGUGAAGGCCAAAAUCCAGGACAAAGAAGGAAUUCCGCCGGAUCAACAGCGUCUGAUUUUUGCUGGCAAACAACUUGAAGAUGGCAGAACUCUUUCCGACUACAAUAUCCAGAAAGAAUCUACGCUUCAUUUGGUUCUGCGUCUUCGAGGAGGAAUGCAAAUCUUUGUGAAGACACUCACAGGCAAAACUAUCACACUCGAAGUCGAAGCCUCUGACACAAUAGAAAAUGUAAAAGCUAAGAUUCAAGACAAAGAAGGCAUUCCUCCUGAUCAACAGCGCCUGAUCUUUGCCGGAAAGCAAUUGGAAGAUGGCAGAACACUUUCUGAUUACAAUAUCCAGAAGGAAUCUACGCUUCAUCUGGUCCUGCGUCUUCGUGGAGGAAUGCAAAUCUUUGUGAAGACACUCACAGGCAAAACUAUUACACUCGAAGUCGAAGCCUCUGACACAAUAGAAAACGUAAAAGCCAAAAUCCAGGACAAAGAGGGAAUUCCUCCCGAUCAACAGCGUUUAAUUUUUGCUGGAAAACAAUUGGAAGAUGGACGAACGCUUUCGGAUUACAACAUUCAGAAAGAAUCCACACUUCAUCUGGUCCUGCGUCUUCGAGGUGGAAUGCAAAUCUUUGUAAAGACACUUACUGGGAAAACCAUCACCCUUGAAGUAGAAGCUUCAGACACUAUAGAGAAUGUCAAAGCAAAAAUCCAGGAUAAAGAAGGAAUUCCUCCCGAUCAGCAACGUCUCAUUUUUGCCGGUAAACAGCUGGAAGACGGCAGAACUCUUUCCGACUAUAAUAUUCAAAAGGAAUCUACACUUCAUUUAGUCCUGCGACUUCGCGGAGGCGCACACCUUUGAAGCCGAAAAUCCAGAAAAAUAUUGCUAGUCGCAAAUUGCGUAGUAGUAGUAUCAGUAGUGUGUCAAUAACCUUUUUUAUUUUUACUUACGCUUCAAGUCUGUACUCGAAUGCGUGCGCUUUUUAUGAUAUUAUUUUUCAAAAAUUAUUAUUUGAGUUAAAAUGCACGACAAGAAUGUAAUAAAUUGUAAUCCAUCUAAAUAGAUACAUUCUCAUGCAAUUUAAGCAUUAAAUUACGUUCAGAAUUGA
Molecule: messenger RNA, 1558 nt
Organism: Formica exsecta
Lineage: Eukaryota; Metazoa; Arthropoda; Insecta; Hymenoptera; Formicidae
Product: polyubiquitin
Exons: 2
Coding region: 160-1311 (383 amino acids)
Biological process (GO): modification-dependent protein catabolic process; protein ubiquitination
Cellular component (GO): cytoplasm; nucleus
Molecular function (GO): protein tag activity; ubiquitin protein ligase binding
Source: RefSeq, a predicted model, not a curated record